Botrytis porri is the source of this 513-nucleotide messenger RNA. RefSeq lists its product as uncharacterized. The coding region runs from base 1 to 513 and encodes 170 amino acids. The transcript has 3 exons. NCBI's taxonomy places the organism in Eukaryota, Fungi, Ascomycota, Leotiomycetes, Helotiales, Sclerotiniaceae. The record is from RefSeq and is a predicted model, not a curated record.
AUGUACAAAGUACCUCAAAAACACCAAGAAAUCACUGAGAUGAAGAAUAACAUCACUAAAAUAUCAACUUUGACACCUGAAGACCAACCUCCGAGAGCCCGCAGCAAAUCCAUCACACUAAAUCAGCCUCAAACUGCUACACUCCUCUUCGGCGAAACUUGCAAUAACACCCUGCAAAUCCCAUCGCCUCCAAAAUCCAAAUCGGUGCUCGAUCUUUCGAGUCUCCAACCAGAAACCACAGCAGAGAAAAAUACCACUGCUCCCCACCCCCUUCUCGUUAUGCGGUUGAAGAACAAACAUGGAAACAAAGAUAAACGUAUGAAUUCUCAAGAAUCUCUAACCAAGCCUGGAGGGAUAAUCGUCAGGGAUUUUGGCUCGCAGAAAUCGCUUGAUGAUCUGAGGAAGGCGAAGAAUAAGAUUACAAAGAGAAAGGUUCAUUUUGCGGAUAGCGAUUAUUUUGAUGGAUCUAGGGAUGGAGAGGAAAACAUGUUUGAGUGUGAGAUGGAUGUGUAG